This is a messenger RNA of Pundamilia nyererei, 3772 nucleotides long. RefSeq names its product dopamine receptor D4b (gene drd4b). Gene Ontology annotation, cellular component: plasma membrane. Gene Ontology annotation, biological process: negative regulation of voltage-gated calcium channel activity; negative regulation of adenylate cyclase activity; negative regulation of synaptic transmission, glutamatergic. Gene Ontology annotation, molecular function: dopamine neurotransmitter receptor activity, coupled via Gi/Go; G protein-coupled receptor activity. The record is from RefSeq and is a predicted model, not a curated record. The transcript is spliced from 4 exons. NCBI's taxonomy places the organism in Eukaryota, Metazoa, Chordata, Actinopteri, Cichliformes, Cichlidae. Bases 304 to 1461 code for a protein of 385 amino acids.
ACAGCUACCCCUUCAGUAGCGAGCAAUUAUCAGAGAAUCCACAUUUGACAGCCGGUCAAAUUUGAAGAAAGGGUUCCUAAGGGCUGGUAACGUGGUUACAUCGAGCGGUGUGGCUUUGCGCAUUGGUUUCAGUGCGCACACUGGGCGCCGUGGAUGCGCGUCCACGGAGAACAACUUAGCCCGACUUCAUCUGGAAACCUUCUGCUUUCCUUAACGGCUUAUAGAUGAAAACUACCCUGGAGGAAACUCUUCGUAGGACAAGGAGCCCGUCAGUCUGCGGCGCACGGCGCAACACCGGCGACCAUGUCGGACAACUUCACGGAUUUUAACAACGACACCCUGCCGGCGGCCGCCGUCACACAUUUAAACUUCCCAGCUCUCAUUUUCGGGAUUUUCUUGAUCAUCGUCGUCACCUGUGGAAAUGUGCUCGUGUGUAUAAGCGUUUACUUGGAGAAAGCUUUAAAAACCACUACAAACUACUUUAUAGUGAGUCUGGCAUUUGCAGACCUGCUGCUGGCGGUGCUGGUUCUCCCUCUCUUCGUUUACGCAGAGUUUCAGGGUGGAGUCUGGUCCUUAAACAUGCUGAUGUGUGAUGGCCUGAUGACCAUGGAUGUGAUGCUGUGCACCGCAUCAAUAUUUAACCUCUGUGCUAUCAGUGUGGACAGGUUUAUUGCCGUGUCCAUUCCACUAAACUACAACCGCAAACAUGUGGACCAUCGUCAGAUCAUCCUGCUAUCUGCCACCUGGCUGCUGGCCUUAGCAGUGGCCUCGCCUGUCAUAUUUGGCAUCAACAACGUACCUAACCGUGAUCCCACAGAGUGUAAAUUGGAGGACAACAACUAUGUGGUGUAUUCCUCAGUCUGCUCCUUCUUCAUUCCUUGCCCCAUCAUGGUCCUGCUCUACUUUGGGGUUUUCCGCGGGCUGCGUCGCUGGGAGGAGACCCGUAAGGCCAAACUACGAAGCAGCAUCGAGGCCUGCAGGAAGCUGCAGCACGCCGCCAUCACCACGACCCUCGCCCCAGUGCCGGGCACCAUCCCUGGACCUCUGCCCAUGCCUCUGCCCAGGAUUAUUGAGAGAGAUCUAGCCCAGUCUCGCAUGGAUGAUUCUGGCGACUACAUACAACAGGAGAUUCCUUAUCCACGGCAGUACAGAGAGAACUCGGUGCCUACGCUGACCUUCAGCCAGCAGCAAAUGAAGACGAGAGCCAAGCUCAACAGCAGGGAGAGGAAAGCUAUGAAGGUCCUGCCUGUCGUAGUAGGUUGCUUCUUGUUCUGCUGGACUCCAUUCUUUGUGGUCCAUACGAUGCGAGCCGUGUGUCUGACAUGCAGCAUCCAUCCUGGUCUAAUGAGCACUGUCACCUGGUUGGGCUACGUCAACAGUGCUCUCAACCCCAUAAUUUACACCAUGUUCAACACAGAGUUCAAGAAAUUCUUCAAGAAAUGCUUCCGCAGCUGCUGCUGACAACAGAUUUCCCACCACAGACUCUGCAGUGAGCUGAAGGCGGAAUGACGAGACUGGGAAUGGGUUUUGGAAGGAUUUACAGGAUUUACAGCAUAUGACUUCUGCUGGAAAGUCAGAGGUUUUCAGUUUAACCACUUACUUAUGGUUGAUAGUGGCUUGCUGACAACUUAUUAAGAUUGUUUCUAAGUUGCAAAUACUGAUCUUAUAAAUUCCAUAUCUGGGUCUGUUUUCUCCGUUGAUGACGUGAUUUUGUGAUCCCCACGAAUUACGGCCUAGAAAAAACUAACAGUGCAUUUGUGGAAAGCUACAGAAAACAGAUGAACACAGCCUCCCUUAUUGAAAACAGAGAUUUCACUUUGUCUACAUGGCACUUUUUUUGGAAUAUACUGUCCAUCAGCCUUGGCUGGCUGGGGUUACUGUGAGCCAGUUCCACAGAAGGACAUGAGCAUCUCAAAACAUCUCCAACUAUACGGAAAGACUGAGUAAGCUUCAACAGAGCAGAAUGACAAGCAGCUAAAAGCAGCUUCAAGAGCAAAAACUUGUCUAAAAUCAGCCACUCAUGCCUACUGUUAUGAAUAAGCAUAAAGCAACAGUUUGGCAUGAUGUGUUUCUUGCAGACAGAUAAAGAAGAUAAACACCGGUCUCAUGUUUGUGUGGUAAAUAUGAAGCUACAGCCAGCAGCUGCCUAGCUUAACUUAGCUCAGAGUAGCUUAGCUUAGCUCAGUAUAGCUUAGCUUAGGCUAAAGGCUGGAAGGAAUAGAAACAUUAAAAACAUUGUACAGCUCUGAAUUAUUGUCAUCUCGGCCACAUAGUAGCAAUUUUCAGUCAUUAGAAGCAGAAUUAGUAAUCAGUGCUCGCUUAUGAGUUACCCACUGAAUAAAGACUUUUAUAGUAUUAGAUGUGAUUAGCGGCACAGCAAGAUGCACUAUGUAGGGUUACAAGUCCUACUUUGACUCUGCUCAGAAGACUGUAUUGCCUCCUUUACAUUACCAGUCUAGAAUCUAGUGUGCGACCUUUUCCAGCCUUUAUGCUGAUCAUAGCUGAGCUAAACAACCUCUGGCUAUAGUGUGAGUGUGUUUGACUGAGUGGAAGGAUAUAAUGAUGUUGUGUUUAUUCUAUCUACAGGUAAGAAACCAUUCAAGUGUUUCCAUACAUAACAGACUGAAUAAAUUUUUUGAUAUAAUGAAAAGUUCACAUCAGUUCAAUUUAGACUGCUUCUAGAUCAGGCAUGGCUAAUCUGUAAAACUGUGCAUCAGAUCUUGUCGUAUGAAUUGUCAGGUACAGUUAAGCAUUGUAACUGCCUAACUGAUUUUAGCUGAAAAUGGAAAAAUGUUUUUCCUUCAGAGAAAGAGGAUUUUGGAACGAGACCCAAAGUGUGAAAGAUAACAAUAUUUAAUGAUGAACUGCUGACAUCUAAUGAGCUGGUGUGAACCUCUUCAAUGGUAUACAACACUGAAUAUAGCACAGUCGAAACUAGCUUACUUUAACUGCUUUAAAGUAAUUUUAAGAUAUGUAAUAAUGAAAUGAUUCAUAUAAUAUUAGUAGCUUUAUGCCUUAAAUUCAAAGGAUGUUCUUGUCCAUCAUGAUAGAAUUGAUCCAUCUAAAACACAUGCAAAAAAAUGUAAGCUGUCGUGGAAAUAAUGAGUAAUUUAUUCCUUUCUCUGCUUCAGCGCUGAAGGAACUGCACGUCUACAUAAAGUUUUGUUAUAUAUACUAUAUUUGCUCAACUUCUCAUUAUUACAGGAAAUGAGUGGUAUUAAUAAUUAUUUUUAAAUUGCUAAAUAACAGCAGCUUAUGAUACUUAAGAUACCACAUGUUCCUUCUGCAAACAUUAUUUUCUACAUUUUCUUUCACAUAUAGACACAUAAUAUGUAGUAUGAUUGUAAUGCAUGUUGUAAGGGGAAGAAAAUUACAAUAGUUUUCUGAUACUGUAAGAAGACAUUCUUGUUGGUUUAGUUCAAGGCAUAAUAUAAUGAAAAUGUGUGCCAUUUUAACGAGCAUUUGUUGUUAAUGUAAGAAACCAUGCUAAUAUUGUUAUUGUUCCUAGAGCAAUAUUACAGGAAUAUAAGAUAAAACAACUAUUGCUGUCUCACAAGAUUCCAGUUAAAGCACAUUAUUGCUGAAUAAUACCGAAAAAUCUUAAAAACAGCUGUAGACGUUGCAAUUUUAUUUGGUCAUUGGUGUAUUUCCAGUGUGCUUGAUGCUGAAUGAAAGCUCACAGAAAGUUUUUCCACGUUUUGUGAGUGGUAUCAUUACCACUCUGUGUUUUGUUACUGACUGUGCCUACUGUAUGCCACAUCCACACUUUAAG